AUGGCUUAUUUCUAUGCAGCAAUCUUUUUUGCAUUGCUCUAUGUUGGCUUGUUCUUCUUUUUGAUAUUAUUUGUUUUCAUUCCAAGAAUUGCUGAGCGAAUUGUUUCAUUUAAAAAGAAAAUGAUGACCAAUAUUGAAGAAACUAAUCGAUUCAAAACUAUUUUGUGGUUUACCAGACACUUGUUUGAUAUUGUCAGUCAUCCAAUUAUUUGGUUUUGCAUUUCUGCGUUUGCUGGAUUUUUAGAAAACUUUUUCAGGUUUUUAUUCAAUUUUUCAGGAGUUCACGAUUUUUUCCUUGCCUAUUUUGGAGGAGUUUUUAGAGCUAUUAGUGCAAUUUGUGUUUUGUGUGGAUAUAGUUCAAUGGUUAUUUUGUGGUCACACAUUAUUGAUCUAUCACAGAGGAAAGAUGCAAGUAAUAGAAAGCUCUCCAAAAUUAACAAGAUUAUUCUUGCAGUAUUUUAUGUGGCAUUGAUUAUUGCCCUAAUUAUUGCACUGAUAGUUUUCGUUUCGGUUUCGUAUUAUGGUUAUGCGUGGGUUGUGUUGGCGAUAUUUGCAUUGAUUUAUUUAUUCACCUUUGAGAUUGGAUUUUCUUUUUAUGGAGUCAAAAUAUUCUUGACAUUGAGGAGGAAUAAUGGAGGUGUUUUGGAGUAUAGAUUUACCAAGUUUAUUUUGAUUGUCUCUGUAUUGUUCCUUGCUAAUUGGUUGGUGGUAUUUUUGUGUGUACUGACCUAUGCUUUUGGAUACGAUGUGAUUUCAGUGUUUUAUGGGGUUGUGAGGAAUAUUUUCCUAGAUUCUUGUAUAUUUGCUGUAUUGUCAUUCUCUACCUAUAUGACAUUUAAGGAAGAAACUUUCAAGAUUGUUUAUGGAGACAAGUUGACAAGAGCUGUUAACAGACUGUUUAAUAGUAAUUCAAAGGGAGAAUCAUCCACUGCAGAAAUGAAUAAACAGCCUGCUUUAUAA
This is a messenger RNA of Naegleria gruberi, 960 nucleotides long. RefSeq lists its product as uncharacterized. Bases 1 to 960 code for a protein of 319 amino acids. The transcript has a single exon. The record is from RefSeq and is a predicted model, not a curated record. Lineage: Eukaryota; Heterolobosea; Eutetramitea; Acrasida; Naegleriidae.